GUAAAUAGUGGGCGUGCAAGGGCUGCGAGAGGCGCAUGCGCACGAGAGGAAAGCGCAGGCAAGAUGGCGGUGGUUGCUGCGGUUGCUAUGAAGCCAGGGAGGGGUAGGCCGUGAGACACAACCUGGGGCAGAACAUGCAGCGACUGCCUCUCCUCCCUCCCAGGAUGAAUUAAUGUGAGGCGCCUGCGCUUGGACAAUGAGGAUCACCCUCAAUCUAAGAGCUACGAUGCCUCAGGUAUGUGAGUCCAGACUAGUCCGGGGCAGAGAUCUCUCGUCGGUCAGCUCACAGUCAAAAGGCGCCGGAAAAGCUUUAAUCUCCCACCGAACUGUGAGCACGGAACGCCAGAGCUCCGCCUACGCUACUACCGUCUACAGCAACGGAGUUUCAUCCGCACCCAAGAUGCGCCCGUUGCCCCCGAGACCCACAGUUGAUGAGAAGGGGAAGUCGGAUCGGGGUCGCAGUUCCCAGUGGGCAGAGUCUUCCCGCUCUUCUUCCAACAAACGAGGACCGCUGAAGGGCGACCACAUGCUCAAAGUAAUGAACUCUGCCCAAGGCGCCAAAGCAACGAGCCAAUCAGAAGAGAGCAGAGCCGGCAGUUUGUCUCGGUCCAAGUCUGUGAGUCACGGGGAUCUGAGUGGCACUCGGGAGAAGACAGAGGAGGUGGCUAAACACUUGGCACGGGUGCAAUUGAGGGAACGCAGCGCCUCUUCCACCAGGCGGCCAUUGCUGGACACGUCCCUGCUCAAGAGAAGCAGCUCACUCAAGAGACUCCACGUUCUGCCCGUUUUGGACUCGCAACAGAAACUUGAUUCCUCCUCUUCUUCUUCUUCUUCACGCUCUUCCCGGCUUGGUGGUUCCACCAAAGCAUCUGCCAUUGAGCAGCAAGAGGAGAAUGGACGCCACCAACUGGGGAGGUCUUGCAAUAAAUCUGCCAGUGAAGGUCCCGUGUGCAAUAGUCUCAAGGCUCAAGAUCGUCCCCUGUCUGUCACGUCUCCUUCUCCUCGCAUUCCUGCCCUCGGCUCCGGUCACGUUGGCCUCCGGAACUUAGGGAAUACGUGUUUCAUGAACGCCGUGCUGCAGUGUCUGAGCAGUACCAAGCCUCUACGGGACUACAUUCUGCGUCUGGAGUACCGACAAGAACAGCCGGGCAGCUGCAAGGCCCAGCAGGAGCUCACAGAAGCCUUCGCUGAUGUCAUUGCUUCUUUGUGGAGCCCGGAUCCCCCAGAUGCCGCAAACCCGGCGCGGUUAAAGUCAGUCUUCCAGAAAUAUGUGCCGUCUUUCAUCGGCUACAGCCAACAAGAUGCUCAGGAAUUCCUUAAAUUUUUUAUGGAUCGGAUUCACGUGGAAAUCAAUCGGAAGGGCAGGAAAACUCCCAGCAUUCUGUCUGACGCCAAGCGCCCCGCAGCCCUGGAACAUCAGGAUUCUCUCAGUGAUGAUGAACGAGCCAAUCAGAUGUGGAAACGUUACCUGGAGAGAGAAGACAGCAAAAUAGUGGAUCUGUUCGUUGGCCAGUUGAAGAGUUGCCUUAAGUGCCAGUCUUGUGGCUAUCGCUCCCCCACGUUUGAAGUCUUCUGUGACUUGUCUCUUCCCAUCCCAAAGAAAGGGUUUGCGGGCGGCAGGGUGUCGCUGCUCGAUUGCUUCAAUCUCUACACAAAGGAGGAGGAGCUUAACUCUGAGAAUGCCCCGGUCUGUGAUCGUUGCCGACAGAGGACGAGGAGCACCAAGAAGCUCACAAUCCAGCGCUUCCCCCGAAUCCUUGUCCUGCAUCUCAACAGAUUCUCCACCACCCGCUUCUCUAUAAAGAAAUGUUCCGUCUCCGUGGACUUCCCUCUGCAUCGGCUCAACCUGAAGGAGUUUUCCAGUGAGAAGUCUGGGAAUCCCGUGUACAACCUCUACGCAUUGUGCAACCACUCGGGCAGCGUUCAUUACGGCCACUACACCUCCUACUGCAAGUCCCAGUCCAGCUGGUACUCAUACAACGACUCCCGGGUGUCUCCCAUCAACGAGAGUCAGGUCCAGUCUAACGAAGGUUACGUUCUCUUCUACGAACUUGACGACGCCUGUUGGAAACCGUAACGUUUCAUCAGGAGGAGCUUAGGCAGGAGAGGCGGUGCUUCAGAUGCAAAGCUCCGCCCUUUAUAUCCCUGCAUCCCAGCUGCAGUGGGUUUGAGGGGGCUCAAAACUGAAACUUAAGCAAUAAACUGCAACUGACUGUACCCUGCUCAUGUGACCAGGCAUUCCAGACUCCAUCGUCCAAUCGCUGCUUUUGUUAUAUCCCGCGGUCAAUGUGAACUCUGUCUGUGACCAACUGCAAGUCCAAUACCCCCCCCCCCAGUUACCCUGCAGCGAGGGGCGGGGUUACCUACACUCACCUGACUUAUAAAGAAGCGCUGAAGCAGUCGUUCCCAAUCAGGAAAUGUCCGUGGACUACAACUCCCAGCAUGCCUUGUUAUAUAUAUAUAUUGAAGAAUGAUGAGAGUUGUAGUCCAGCAAUAUCCAGGGACUCAAGGUAAAGAAAUGAGGUGAAGAUGUAGGUUGGCGACUGCCCUACAGGUGCCCAAACAUUGGCCCUGGGACUUCAUGAUAUUGGUUUGGCCCUGGGGCCACAUCCUGAUUUUUGACCAAACAAACAAAUCUGUGACUGAUCUGACCACAAUCACGUUGGGCGGAAUCAGGAUGAGGUUGUAAUCAUAAUCGGGGCCCGGGGAGACCAAUGAGAGAGGAACACAUCAACGUUCCCUAACCCUCAGCCCCGCGUGGGCUUUUUACAUUGAAGUCCCUCCCCCGAGGAAACGACGCUGCUUCUUAUUUAACGUUUUACCUGAAUCGUCUGGACUUGACUUUUAUUUUGUAACGUUUUUUUGUACAUAAGGUGUUAGCGCAUCGACUUGUCACAUUUGUAAAUACCUGAUAAUGGAAUUCUAUAUAUAUAUUAACUUUUAACAGUAAAUUUACUACAAAAACAA
Molecule: messenger RNA, 2967 nt
Organism: Xenopus laevis (African clawed frog)
Lineage: Eukaryota; Metazoa; Chordata; Amphibia; Anura; Pipidae
Gene: usp21.L
Product: ubiquitin carboxyl-terminal hydrolase 21
Exons: 14
Coding region: 197-2077 (626 amino acids)
Source: RefSeq, a predicted model, not a curated record